AUGGAAAGCUCGCCUGCAUGUAUUCUAAAAAUCCAAGUGUCCUCACGUAUAUAUUGGCACCCGUCAGAGCCCCUCGCCGCCUGCUAUAAUGCCUCGGCUUGGUCAGUGGUAGUUUCUCGGAGACUUGCGGGGAAGCUGAGGAGUAACACUUGUGACUCGUGGCCUCUGCUCUCGAGGACUAGCCCCAUCCAGAGCCGUGGCUCGGAUGAAGGGGAGCCAUCAGUCGCUAAUUUGCCGCCUGGAGAAUUGACAAUGCGAGUGGAUGGGAGGCCAUGUUGCGGCAGAUCGCAUGAGCGGCUGCUCGGUAAUCGGACGCAGGGUCCAGCGAAAUGA
This is a messenger RNA of Purpureocillium lilacinum, 333 nucleotides long. The record is from RefSeq and is a predicted model, not a curated record. NCBI's taxonomy places the organism in Eukaryota, Fungi, Ascomycota, Sordariomycetes, Hypocreales, Ophiocordycipitaceae.